GUAAUAAAGUUGAUUUCAUAGAAUCCGGUCGACAAUUGCUUUUUUUUACAAAGAACAUGCCAAACGGAACAGUGAAUAGUUUCAGAAUUUUUGAUAUUGGAAGUAGUGAUGGGUUUACGGAGAUUAAACCGUGUACAGCAAAUGGUUCACGAAAAGAAGAUGCUGUCAGUAGCAGUGACCUGAAGGAAAUGAUUUUAAAGUCUCUUAAUCAACCGAAGAGGCAAAAAUCAAUUGCUACAUUUCUGUUAUAUGAUGAGUUGGGCUUACAACUUUUUGAUGAAAUAACGCGUUUGGAGGAGUACUAUCUGACCAACGCCGAACGAACAAUUUUACAAGAUCAUGCCGAUGAACUGGCUGGUAGAGUUAAUAAUGGAACAAUUAUAGUGGAAUUGGGUUCUGGAUCACUCACUAAAACUCAACUAAUUCUCAGAGCGAUGGAGCGUAACAAGAAAUGUGUCACCUAUUACGCUUUGGAUUUGAAUAGAAACGAAUUGGAACGGUCGCUAUCGUCGCUGGACGGUCCAUUUAAGUACAUUCAAUUGGUGGGAUUAGUGGGCACAUAUGACCAAGCUAUUCCGUGGCUCAAGCAACAAUAUCCUAACAAAACUACUCAAAAACUGGUACUAUGGCUGGGAAGCUCUGUCGGCAAUCAUACAAGACGAGAAUCUGCAAUAUUUUUGCGUCAAUUUGUUUGUAGCUGUUUGCAGCCGGGAGACUUCGUUGUAAUUGGUUUUGAUCGUCGUAAUGACCCAUCCACUGUGCUAAAGGCCUAUAAUGACGAACAUGGCAUUACAGGCAAAUUUAUUAUGAAUUGUUUAAGCCAUGUCAAUAGCAUCCUCGGCGAACCAUUCUUCAAUCUAGACGACUUUGAAUACCAUUCCACAUAUCAAGAGAAUUAUGGACGUCACGUUUCCCAUUUCCGCGCAAAGCGAGCUGUAAAUCUGGUGUACCGUAAAGAGCGAUUAAGUGAUGAUGUAACAAUUCCUGUGGAACAGGGAGAAUUGAUACACUUAGAGUUCUCUCACAAAUACAGCAAUUCCGAAAUUGCACAGUUACUGGAAGCAGCCGAAUUAGAUUUGGUGCAAACGUGGUCAGAUUCAAACUUUCUUUAUCGAUUGGUUCUGUCUAGACACCAUCCUGUUCAGUCCCGAAACGAUGAUGAUGUUAUUGAUAAGUUUUUCCCUUACGAUAAUGGCUCCGACAGAAUAUGUGACCAAAACGAAUUUCUAGAAUGCUCAAUGUGCAACACUAAAACUAUUUGAUAGACAAUAGGGCCCGGAAUUAGAUUGGAUCAGCUAAAUAAAAUUUACUGCGUUUGCGUUUGACGAGGCGUUUAGUCUCUUGAAGUAGUUGCAAAAAAAAACUGAGUCUGACAACACUGCAGUCAAUGCUAGAUUGUAGGCUAGAUACGUCUUUUUGCAACUACUUUUGCCACUACUUCAGAAUUUGACCUAAAAAGCUGAAGUAGUGGCAAAAGUAGCGACAAAAGUUGUUCUCAAAGUUUUGCAACUACUUUUACAACUACUUCAGGAUUUUCGCUAGAAAGCUGAAGUAGUGGCAAAAGUAGUGCAGGAUCUCAAGAUUUUCUUGAGUUUAGUUCGUCCUUUUACAAAAUGUAAUUAACGUAAAGGAGUUUAGCUCGUUCAUACAAAAAUCAUUCGCCGGAACGGUG
Bradysia coprophila is the source of this 1672-nucleotide messenger RNA. RefSeq lists its product as uncharacterized. The record is from RefSeq and is a predicted model, not a curated record. Lineage: Eukaryota; Metazoa; Arthropoda; Insecta; Diptera; Sciaridae.